Molecule: messenger RNA, 3701 nt
Organism: Diabrotica virgifera virgifera (western corn rootworm)
Lineage: Eukaryota; Metazoa; Arthropoda; Insecta; Coleoptera; Chrysomelidae
Exons: 2
Coding region: 103-639 (178 amino acids)
Source: RefSeq, a predicted model, not a curated record
ACGUAUCUGUCAUAUUUAUAAAUUUUUAGUUUGUUGCAAAAAUAUAGUGUGGAUUUUACGUUAUCAUUAAAAAUGUUAUUUUUUUAUACAAAACAGUAAACAAUGUCUAUCAAUCUGUUUCUAUACUUAUUAAUGUUUAGUUCAGCUAUAUGUUUGACGAAAGGAACUAGUGUUGAAAGAAUACCAAAAAAGAGUGCACAAUCUGACAAUACAGACACAAACAAGGAAACACAUAAAGAACCUGCCGUUCAGAUAUCCGCAAAACCGGCAAAACCUGUCACCCAUUCAGAUUCUUCAUCAAGUGUCAAAAAAGAUAGUGUGAAGCAAACUCCACAUAAUCAAACUACUUCAGUCACUAAAGCAGAAAAGGUCUUAGAUGGAAAUAAUGACGUCCCAGAAAGUAAUUCUGCACAAGCGGAAUCGGGAGCUGUGAUAAGAGGAGUUUUAGUUUUUGGUGGAUUAGGCUUGAUAUUUUUAAUAUACGUAGGCGUUAGAACAUACAGGAGAAGAAAAAUGCCCAUCAUCAGAAAAUAUGGUGUAAGAGCAAGAAGAUCUGAUGUUGAAAUGAGACCUCUACCACUAGAUGAUGAUGAAGAAGAUGAAACCGUUUUUGAUUUAUCACACCUUAAUAAACCCUAGCACUGGUUAAAAUUGUUUUAAGUCAAUGUUUAUAUGUAAUGAGUAUGUGUAGAAUAUUACUACUUUUGGGUACUUAUUUAAUAGUCUAUACUCUGCAACUUAUAAUCAUUGAUAAAUCAUUUUUUAUUCAAGUUUCAUCAAUCCUGAAAUUGUUAACUAUUUAUUUUAAAUAUACAGGGUGUCCCAGACUAAUUUAGCCACGCUAUAUCUCUUAAACGAAUAGAGAUUUUCGAUUGGGAUAAAAAGUGGUAUAUUCUACUUGUAAUACACUUUAAUAUGGCGCGCAAAAAAAUCAUUCCCUAAAUAUUCAUCCCUUAGUUACAACCCCUAACUUAAAUUUUUUUAAUAGCACCCUGUAUAUUUUUUUAUAGUUUUGGAUGUGGUCUUCUAUCGUCUAUUCAACACAUUUUUUUUAAAUAAAAUCGGUUCGUAAAUAACCAAGAAAAUAUCAGUUUAGUUUUAUUAAUUAUGUGUCCCAGACUAAUUUAUCCAGGCUAUAUUUCUUAAACGAAUAGAGAUUUUCGAAUGGGACAAAAACUGAUCUAUUACAUUUGUAAUAAACUUUAAUAUGGCGCAGAAAAAAAUUAUCCCCUAAAUAUUCAUCCCUUAGUUACAACCCCUAACUUUAUUUUUUUAAAUAGCACCCUGUAGGUUAGGGAUGAAUAUUCAGGGGAUGAAUUUUUUCUAGGCCAUAUGAAAGUGUAUUACAAAUGAAAUAGAUCAGUUUUGUCCCAUUCGAAAAUCUCUAUUCGUUUAAGAAAUAUAGCCUGGAUAAAUUAGUCUGGGACACACAAUUAACAAAAAUAAACUGAUAGUUUCUUGGUUAUUUACGAACCGAUUUUAUUUUCAAAAAAUGUGUUGAAUAGACUAUAAAAGACCACAUCCAAAACUAUAAAAAAAUAUACAGGGUGCUAUUAAAAAAAUUAAAGUUAGGGGUUGUAACUAAGGGAUGAAUAUUUAGGGGAUGAUUUUUUUGUACGUCAUAUUAAAGUGUAUUAUAAGUAGAAUAUACCACUUUGUGUCUCAUUCGAAAAUCUCUAUUCGUUUAAAGUUUAAGAGAUAUAGCGUGGCUAAAUUAGUCUGGGACACCCUGUAUAUGUAAUUUAAAUAACCCACACAGGGUGAUCAGCAUUCUUGUUACAGUUGUUAACACAUUGAUGCCAUAUUAUUUUUACUAACAGCAAGAUAAUUACAUCUUUAUCUACAAUGCUUUUAAAUAACAUACAAUAUUUAUUCUUCAGUGAUACUUACUGGCACAUAACACAUUUUUAUUUUUAAGAGCAAUAAUGACCAAAGAUAGUAUGUAUGCACAUAUGGCAAUAUGGGUUGGUUACUUUCAAUUUACUUCAUUACAAUACAUUGUUGCUGAGGAAACAAUACCUCUUGAGUUAUAAAGUCUUCCUUUGUUUAGGAUAAUGGCUAUAGAAAAUUACAAAAAAAAUGGGCAGAUGAGAUGCUGUUUCUUUGAAAAUAAACCAUUGUUUGUAUAGGUAUUCAAACUAUUGAAUAAACCCUAAUUAUUUUUUAAAAUUAUAAAUACAAAUAAAAAUAAAUUCGAUAACGAAAUAAUUCUACAAUGGAGACACUGAUAAAAAACGCAUUAACCUUAAUUAACUGUACGUAAAAAGGCACUUAAAAUUUCAUAUUUCAAACUAGUGCGUAUGAGACUUCGAUUGUUAUCAGUUAUAAACGCUUAUGAUCAGGACCCUAAAUUGCUGCUCUGAGAAUAUUCGUUUCGGCUAACACAAAUAAACGUCAAAUCGAAAUCAAAACGUCAAAUAUUUAAUAUUAAAUGGCAGCUUACUAUUUUUUUUUUAUUUGAGCUGUCUACCCAAUAAUAUGUAUUAUUAUUAAUUAUUGUAUUCAGAGGUGUAACCAGAAUGAUCCUAAGGGGGGGUUACAUCUACUUGAAGGUCUCUGGGGGAUAUGGAAUAAUAAUGGUGUUAGUGAGCGUAUGGAGCGUAAUGGUGAGCGUAUAGAGCUCAAAGUACAUCCAAAAGGGGGGGUUAUAACCCCCAAAACCACCCCCUGGUUACGCCUAUGAUUGUAUUAUUAAUGAAUUUUUUUAAAACUGAUGUAAUUUACACUGCGCGUCAGAGACAACGGGAGGCCACAAAAUUGGUCAUUUUUGAUGUCUCUAAUUUCCUAAACCUGUUGUCCGAUUUAAGUGAUUUUUUAAUAUGUUACAGCCUUAUUCUUUAACAAUAUCGCUGUAAUAAUAUUGUUGCUAAACACGUUAAUUGCCUUUGUAUACUGGGUGUACCAAUCAAACUGAGUUUUUUUCUCAAAGUUCGCAACACCCUGUGGGAUAUUCUAGCAUUUAUAAAAUACUGAAAUUAAAACCCAACUAUAGCCUCAGGUUUUCUUAACCUUCUGUUUUUUUAUUCAUUCGCUUACAUUAGACCAUAAAAAGUUAUUCGCUUAUGUUAGUAUACGGGUAAUAUGACCCGUAUGCUCAAUAAAUGCGCAAUAACUAUCUCUUAAUAACCUACCUUUCAUUUACAUAUCUCAACCGGUUUUAGAGCAAUAAAUAAAUCGUCAGUUUGUAAGAAAAAAUUCAACAUCCCGUAUCUCGGAAACGAAGCAUUGGCGGACAUUAUGUUUAUAAAGCAAACAGUCAUUAUUUUUCAUGCAAAAUUACCCCUUAAAGUUUGAUAUUCUUAUUUAAAAACACCCUUAUCGAUGAAAAACAUGGCUAGUUAUUAAAGUACCUAACUUUUUUAUUAUCCAAUAUAAGCGAAUGAGUAAAAAAAAUAAUGUUAAGAAAACCUGUGGCUAUAGUUGAGUUUUAAUUUCAGUAUUUUAUGAAUGCUAGAAUAUUCCACAGAGUGUUGCGAAGAAAAAAAACACUGUUUAAUUGGUCCACCCGGGUUUAGGAAAUUCGAGACAUCAAAAAUGAUUAGUUUUGUGGGCCGCCCGUUUUCUCUGACGCGCAGUAUAAUAUCAAAUUUUCGUUAUGAUUUUUUUAAAUCAUGUCAGUUUUAAAACAUAUCCUAAAAUUUCAAUCAAUUUUCAGAUGAUUUGGUUUUUUGACAGUUUAUUGUAAUACCCUAUUUUGUGGA